This is a messenger RNA of Dujonia railenensis, 450 nucleotides long. Lineage: Eukaryota; Fungi; Ascomycota; Pichiomycetes; Serinales; Debaryomycetaceae. The record is from the annotation of a GenBank genome assembly.
AUGGACUACGAUACUGAAGAACCGCUUACAUCGAAUGUUCGUCCUCCCACGGAUUCAUUGCUAACAAUUCGUAUUAUAAAAUCGUUUCCAUACAGAAAUGUUAAGAACCACAUAUUGCCAUCGGUCGACCUAAAGCUGACCACACCUCAGCAAUUGUUAGAGAAAGUGCAAACUGUUAUAAAUACCACUGGUGGAUUGAGGCCAUACAGAAACAUUAUAUACAAUACAGUAAAAGUUUAUUCCAAAGCGCAUGGAUCCAAGUCAAUGAAUUUAGUGAUAAAUUUUGAACAAGAUGAAGAAUUGGUGUUGGUUUGUGAAGACGAGGAUAACCAGAGAGCCGGUACUUCCAAGACUUUAUGGGAUUUAGGCGUAGAAAAUGAGACUGAGUUGAGUGUAUUCAAUUGGGGAGCAUACGUAGAGUUUAAAAAGAAUCCCGAGGAAAAAUGGUAG